UUUAUUUUUUGGGGGGAGGCGCGGGACCAGCUGCGCGCCGGCACCAUGUUCCUGGCGACCCUGUACUUCGCGCUCCCGCUCUUGGAUCUGCUCCUGUCGGCGGAGGUGAGCGGCGGGGACCGCCUGGACUGCGUGAAAGCCAGCGAUCAGUGCCUGAAGGAGCAGAGCUGCAGCACCAAGUACCGCACGCUGAGGCAGUGCGUGGCGGGCAAGGAGACCAACUUCAGCCUGGCGUCCGGCCUCGAAGCCAAGGAUGAGUGCCGCAGCGCCAUGGAGGCCCUGAAGCAGAAGUCGCUCUACAACUGUCGGUGCAAGCGAGGCAUGAAGAAGGAGAAGAACUGUCUGCGCAUCUACUGGAGCAUGUACCAGAGCCUGCAGGGAAAUGAUUUGCUUGAAGAUUCCCCAUAUGAGCCAGUUAACAGCAGAUUGUCCGAUAUAUUCCGGGUGGUCCCAUUCAUAUCAGAUGUUUUCCAACAAGUGGAGCAUAUUCCCAAAGGGAACAACUGCCUGGAUGCGGCCAAGGCCUGCAACCUGGAUGACACCUGCAAGAAGUACAGAUCUGCAUACAUCACCCCCUGCACCACCAGCAUGUCCAACGAAGUCUGCAACCGCCGCAAAUGUCACAAGGCCCUGCGGCAGUUCUUUGACAAGGUCCCGGCUAAGCACAGCUAUGGAAUGCUCUUCUGCUCCUGCCGGGACAUAGCCUGCACUGAGCGGCGACGCCAGACCAUCGUGCCCGUGUGCUCCUAUGAAGAGCGGGAGAAGCCCAACUGCUUGAAUUUGCAGGACUCCUGCAAGACAAAUUACAUCUGCAGAUCUCGCCUAGCAGAUUUUUUUACCAACUGUCAGCCGGAGUCAAGGUCUGUCAGCAGCUGUCUAAAGGAGAACUAUGCAGACUGCCUCCUUGCCUACUCGGGGCUGAUUGGCACAGUGAUGACCCCCAACUACAUAGACUCCAGCAGCCUGAGUGUGGCCCCGUGGUGUGACUGCAGCAACAGUGGGAAUGAGCUGGAAGAGUGUUUGAAAUUCCUGAACUUCUUCAAGGCCAACACAUGUCUUAAAAAUGCAAUUCAAGCCUUUGGCAAUGGCUCUGAUGUGACUGUGUGGCGGCCAGCCUUCCCGGUGCAGACUACCACUGCCACCACCACUACAGCCUUCCGGGUCAAGAACAAGCCCCAGGCACCUGCAGGGUCUGAGAAUGAAAUUCCCACACAUGUUUUGCCACCUUGUGCAAAUUUACAGGCACAGAAGCUGAAAUCCAACAUGUCUGGCAGUACACACCUCUGUCUCUCUGAUCGCGAUUAUGAAAAGGAUGGCCUCGCUGGUGCUUCCAGCCACAUAACCACAAAAUCGAUGGCUGCUACUCCUGGCUGUGGUCUGAGCUCACUGCUGGUUCUGGUGGUAACCGCUCUGUCCACCCUAUUAUCUUUAUCCUGGGCGGAAACAUCGUAGCUGCAUUGGAAACACAGUAUGGACAUGUAAAAAAAAAAAAAAAAGACAAAAACCAAGUAAUCUGUUUCCUGUCCUCUUGUAUAUCUGAAAAUCCAGUUUUAGGAGCUCAGUUGAGAAACAGUUUCAUCUAACUGGAACUUUUUUUUGUUUUGUUUUGAAAGAAAGCUUCUUGUGAUCUUAGGGGCUUCUGUGGAAAAGCUGAGGUAGGGCUACAUUCCAGACUCAACAAGGCUGUGGGGCAUGCUGUGUUUUAAGGAAAUGAUUUGUAAAUCAGAGUGUAAAGCAGACCAGGGCCAUGUUUUUGUUUUUGUUUUUUAAAUAAUGAUGAUGGUGGUGAAGAUGAUGAUCAUGGGAUGUGAUGAUGAUUUUAACAGUUUUAACUCUGGCCUUUAUUAGUUAAAGAAUUAGUAUUUCUAAAGAUUCUUCCAUAACUUGUAUAAUGGGCUUUGAUUUGUAAUUAUGUAAACUGUAACCUAAUGUGAAUUACAAGCUUUGUUGUUGUUGUUUUUUUUUAUCCACGAAGUGAAGAAAGUUCUCCUGGACUUUGUGGAAAAAGCUUGUACUAAUGUUCACCUUUCUACGUGUAUUUUCCACGUUAAUGUUUAUGUACUAUAAACAGCUCUGCGUGCCCUCCUACAAAACAGAACAGAAGCACCACCUGCCAUAUCCAAGCGUAGUCUAUCUUAGUCAAAUAGAGACCUGUUCAUCGGUUGACAGUUUUCCUGAGCCCUACCUGAGCGAGAAGCCCUUCUCUAACCAACAGGAGUUGUGAGUAGCUGAAGUCUAAUUGUCAUGCUCUUUACACUUACGAAGUUAUAUGUAGGGGAAACAAUUUUUACUACUCCAUUUCAACUAUUGGCUUUCUAUACUUUGAAAGUAAUGAUGGUAUCUUCAUUUUUUUUACUGGUUUAAUACAAAAUAUGUAGAGCUUGUUUUCCUCUCAUAAGUAGCUCUGGCUCCAAUAUUAACUUCACAAAUACAGCUCUUCAAGCAUAGCCCCUGAGGAGCCUCUGUGUGCCAGCAGAAAGCGCUGCAUCGCUUUGUGUGGACAGACAGGGAGGACACAGAGCGACCGGGCACUGUCUUUUAUCAUGUCUUGAAAUGCAACUGUGUGUAGGUGUGGAACUGGCGGCCGCUUGUGAAGGCUCUGCAGUCUAAAGGCACUCUGGCCAGUUGACAACUCAGUACCUUCGUUCCUGUGUUACCUGCCACAGGCAGCUUUGGUUGAGACAAGGGGCAGGGGAGAGGGGCUGGGGUGGGCAUGUGCUACCUAGUCAUUCACAGUUGAUCCCUGCUACACGUAGUACACGGUUGCUUUCCUAAGGGGUGCCUGGCCUAGGCUUGUGGCCACUCUUUAGAGCAGUUUGGUCUACAGAUCGACAAGAAUCCGCCUGUUUCUUGUUCUGGGCCUUCCAUGAUGGCCAGGCUGUGACUGCAGAAGGCAACGAAGAAGGUUUCUGGAUGGAGAAGGUUGGCAUGAGGUCUGGGGAUGCAAGUGGAUUGACCUAGAUACACAGAAUGGGGUACUCAGGACUUGGAUAAGCCAUCUGGCUUUAUUAGCUGCAUACCAUCUCCCUUUGCUCUCAUUCUUAACUGCACAGACCCUAGAGUGCACUUGAGGUCUGGUUUUAGAUUGUGAGAUUCAGGAUUGUCACCAAUAGUCUAUGCAAUGGUGGGGUGGGGCACUGAGUUUGUCCCACACUGAACAAAGAAGAGGAGAGGGUCUCCCUCCGUAGGGUUUUGGAAACACGAGCCUUCUUGCCACGUGUUCAGGGCUGGAGUGAAGAUCUCCGUGCACGUGAUGGACAAACUCCCCUUGCCUGCUGAGGUUUAUCUUGGAAGAUCUCUGGGGAGGGAAAAAGGAGGAAUCUAUGAACUCUUAGAGAAAGACCCAGGCUUUUAGUUCUUCCAGUAUUUGAAGUACAUUUAUACCCAAAUGUUAAUAAACACAACUGUGAAAUACUCACUACC
This is a messenger RNA of Dipodomys spectabilis (banner-tailed kangaroo rat), 3423 nucleotides long. It is a transcript of the gene Gfra1, whose product is annotated as GDNF family receptor alpha 1. The coding region runs from base 46 to 1452 and encodes 468 amino acids. The transcript is spliced from 10 exons. Lineage: Eukaryota; Metazoa; Chordata; Mammalia; Rodentia; Heteromyidae. The record is from RefSeq and is a predicted model, not a curated record. Gene Ontology annotation, molecular function: signaling receptor activity. Gene Ontology annotation, biological process: nervous system development. Gene Ontology annotation, cellular component: signaling receptor complex; external side of plasma membrane.